Molecule: messenger RNA, 480 nt
Organism: Octopus sinensis (East Asian common octopus)
Lineage: Eukaryota; Metazoa; Mollusca; Cephalopoda; Octopoda; Octopodidae
Product: carbohydrate sulfotransferase 12-like
Exons: 1
Coding region: 1-480 (159 amino acids)
Biological process (GO): carbohydrate biosynthetic process
Cellular component (GO): membrane
Molecular function (GO): sulfotransferase activity
Source: RefSeq, a predicted model, not a curated record
AUGCUUGUGGUCCGUCAUCCAGCAGAACGCAUAUUGUCUGCGUAUUUGAACAAGUUUCUCAAUCCCAAAUCAAGGAGUUGGCGAUUGAACAACAAAAAUUCUUUAAGAAUUUUCAAAUAUUUCAAUGAGUCAGAAAGUAUUACAUUUCAUCAAUUCAUCACUUAUUUGGCUAAAAGUUCUCUUGAAAAUCUGCCAUUGGACGAACACUGGACACCCAUGAGUGAACUGUGUUCCUUUUCUGUCGUGGAUUACAACAUAAUUGUUCCACUCAAUAAAUUGGAAGAUACUUUGACUGAGAUGUCAGCUCAAUUUGGAAUUCCUGAAGCAAUCACCAACAAAAUAUUAGUCCAAACAAGCAAGACAGAUAGCAUUAAACUUGUUAAGGACUAUUUCGGCGACCUUGACAGCCAACUUAAAUAUGCUUUUUAUAAAAAAUUUGAAGACGAUCACACUUUUUUGGGUUAUGAACCUUACCUUUAA